Colletotrichum abscissum is the source of this 1020-nucleotide messenger RNA. RefSeq lists its product as uncharacterized. Lineage: Eukaryota; Fungi; Ascomycota; Sordariomycetes; Glomerellales; Glomerellaceae. Gene Ontology annotation, biological process: transmembrane transport. The transcript has 4 exons. The record is from RefSeq and is a predicted model, not a curated record. Gene Ontology annotation, cellular component: membrane. Gene Ontology annotation, molecular function: ADP transmembrane transporter activity. Bases 1 to 1020 code for a protein of 339 amino acids.
AUGGCUGCGCAGUCGAAAUCAGCCUCCAUCUCACCUUGGGGCAAGGCAGUUGCUGGCGCCUCCGGUGCUGUGCUCGCCAAUGCUUUAGUCUACCCGCUUGACAUCGUCAAGACGCGCCUACAGGUCCAAGUGAAAUCGCAAUCCGGCGCAGUAGCGACUGAUCCCUCCGAACCUAUCGAACCCCAUUAUUCGUCCACCUGGGAUGCCCUGAGCAAAAUUGUUGCUGACGAUGGCGUCAAGGGCCUUUACGCCGGCAUGAGUGGUUCUCUCCUUGGCGUCGCCUCUACCAAUUUUGCAUACUUUUACUGGUAUUCCAUUGUGCGCGCCCUCUACUUGCGUUCUGCCAAAACUUCGGCACCACCUUCGACACUCGUCGAGUUGAGUCUGGGCGCGAUCGCUGGCGCUGUAGCCCAGCUCUGUACAAUUCCUGUCGCCGUCAUCACGACAAGGCAGCAAACCCAACGCAAGACCGAGAGGAAAGGUUUUGUCGACACUGCACGGGAAGUUAUCGAUGGAGAGGAUGGGCUGUUCGGGCUCUGGAGGGGUCUUAAGGCUAGCUUGGUGCUCGUGGUGAAUCCUGCAAUCACUUACGGAGCUUACGAGAGGCUGAAAGAAGUCAUCUUUCCUGGCAAGAAUAACCUCAAGCCUUGGGAGGCAUUCCUUCUUGGUGCUGCCUCCAAGUCACUCGCAACGAUUGCCACACAGCCUCUCAUUGUCGCAAAGGUAGGUUUGCAGUCUAGGCCGCCACCCGAAAGGAAGGGCAAGCCUUUCGGCAGCUUCAUCGAGGUAAUGAACUUCAUCAUGGAGCGAGAGGGUGUGUCUGGUCUCUUCAAGGGUAUGGGGCCACAGAUUCUCAAGGGCCUUCUUGUCCAGGGCAUCCUCAUGAUGACAAAGGAGCGCAUGGAGUUGUUGUUUGUCCUCUUCUUCCGCUACCUCAGAACGCUGAGGUCGAAGCGGCUGCAGGCUUUUACACGGAGUCCCGAAGUUAUUCGCAGCGCAUCUGCCAUCAAGCCUCUUUGA